GCGUAGCUGUUGUGGGCUUCUCGUUUUCAGAUCUCUCUUUCCCCCUCUCUCUUUCUGAAAACCCUAAUCAUAGGGUUUCUCUUCUCGCGCCAUUAUUUCGGUUGAUCUUUAUUAUUUUUUGAAUGAUCUCGCGUCAAACUUUGCGUGAAUGUGAGAGAGCUUGAACCUAGAUUCGGUGUUUCAUAGCCUUUCUUGAUUAAGCAUGACCGCGUCUAUUACCUAUUGGGGCAAAUUUUGAGCAAUUUUGCUUUCUUGCUUUCCUGCAGACAAAUAACAGGCGAUUUGUGGUUGACUACACAGUGUUGAUUCAGUUUUGCUCAAGUAAUUUUGGGACUUCUGCGGUGUUGAUUCCGUUGUGAACAUGUCUCGAUGCUUUCCUUACCCUCCUCCGGGGUAUGAGAGGAAGAACGACGCCGAGGCUCAGAGUGAAUCGAUUAAGGUUUGUUGAGCGUGCAUGCUGUGUUGAUUUUUGCGUUUAUGCUCGACUACUUUGUUCGAUUCGCAAACGUGAUUGGAAAUAUUGAAUCAGAUAUUGGGUUUUCUUGUGUACAGUGAAUACACAUUUUUUGUAACCAAUGCAUAAUGGAAACGGAUAUUUGCUUAGGCGGGUAAUUUUGAAUGUAUCUGAACCCUCGAGGAAAUACCCCAGAUGAGGUUCCUGCCAUCUUUCGUUGUGUCUUCGUGGAGCAUGUCAUAAAAAUAGAAGGAAAGAGGAAAGUACAAAUAAGGGAAAAGAAGUAACAAUAUACGAUUAAUUGGUUUGGGAAAGUGUGUUUUACUUGUAGAGUUGUUAUGGAACAUGGAAGACUAGUAUCUGUGGGUAUAUGAAUUGCAGUUCCAACUAAGUGUAUAUGAGGUUAUGAUCGGGGUUGUUGUCUGGCAGAUUUUUUGGGAACCCAAUUUACAUUUUGCCAUUCUUUUUGGCACCCGUGUAUUUAAAAUGUCAAAUUAGUUUUAUCAUCUUCACUUCAUUAGAGGACUGAGCCAUAUUGUGGAAGAUUUAUCUGUGGAUCAAUGACUUCUUAUCAUUCCGUAGAAAAUCUUAUUUACAUGGGGAUCAGGGAAGGCCAUGUUUUUGAUGCCAUGUGCGCGUGGACAUUCUAAUUGGAAAAGAAAGCAACUAUUUGUGACACUAACACAUGAAAGCUUUAGUAAAACUAACUACUUGGUUGUGGAAAAUCGGCAGACUAAUUGCUAAUUGAAAGUUUUUUGGUCAAUUUGACUAAUUGAAAGUAAAGUUCGGUCUUACUUGAUUCAUUUUUUUAUUACGGUUAUUUCUGCAUUGUACUUGGUUGUUGGGUUUCACUUAGUGCAGUUAUUAUCUAUACAAAUGUUGUGCAUCGAUGUCUCUAUUAUUUGUCAGAUAUAAGGGCAUCAAGAAGUGUUUUCACUUUUCACAGCAUUAUAUAUGUAUGGGCAAAUGAUAUUGCCACGGGUUGUUUCUAGAAUUGCCACUGCAGGUUCCCCUUUAAGGUGCUUGAGAAACUCAUAUGUCAUUAAGCAUAAUUUUGUCCUGGAUUUGGCAAUGAUUGUUACACAGUUUUAGGAAACUAACAGAGCUUAAUAUCAAAGCAUGCUAAGGCAAGUUUGUAGAUGAGCAAAAACACCUGAUGGGAUAUUUUUUCUUGGGCUUUCUACUGUUCAAAAUGAAGAUUAUACUUGUAAAUUUAUUUUAUCCUGUCUCAGUCUUAUGACUUAAAUGAGGUAUAGGUUAUGGUGAGUGCCUGUGAAAGCAUUGCCAGCUUUCUGUUUUCAAUUCCAAUGCUGUCAUUUUCUGUCAUGGAUUUAUUCAUUAUGAUUUGAUCUAUAGGCAUUACAGACUGAAUUGAUGGGACCACGAUUGAGUUUUUUCUAUUGGAUGGAAAAUCUUUUGGUAUCCAAUAGGGUUUAGGGUGGAUUAGUGGAAGAAUCAAGGGUUGCCCCCAGUGAAUUGAGUGAAAGUACUUGUGUCAUAUGCUCCAGAGAGAAAGGCACAAGGCCAAGAAAGAAAGGAAGAAAGAGAAGAGGAGGGAGAAGAAAGAGAAGAAAGAGAAAGAGAAGGACAAAGCCAGAGAGAAUGGGCAUAUUGAAAAGAGAAACCACUGUCAUGAAAAGCGGCACAAGGAUAAGAGCAAAGUAGAUAAUAAGGGAGGAGAGCAUCCAAGAAAUAGCCAUGAUGAAAGCGGACAAUUGGAGAAGAGCGGGCUUACUGAAGAACAUGGACAGGCUGCUGUUUCUCAGAAUCCCGACGACUCUUCUGACAGCACCCAGAACAGCCACAAGAGGAAAAAGCAUAGCACGUCCUCUGAUGUCAGCCAUAACCAUGCAAGCAUUCUCAGAAUACGGCUGCCAUUGGUAAAACACAAGGAUCCAGAAAUGUUACCCAGCAAGGAAGUAGCAGCCUGUUCUAGUUCUGGAAGGAUUGUAAUCAGUUCCCAAGGAAAGUGUGAAGCUACUCCUGAACCCAAAAGGGAAGAGGUUUGUUCUACUUCGGAUAGGAGUGAGAUUGCUAUACAGGAUAAACAUGCAAAUGUUCCGUGUUCCAGCAUAGGAGUGCGAUGUUCCACUUCCAGACGGAAUGAGGUUGUUGCAGAAGACAGGACCGGAACUUGUACAUCCAGUUUUCCUGCUGAAAGCGAUGAAAUGAAAAUAGAAUUACGGAAGUACAGGGAUUUAAUCCAGAACUGGGUGCCACCUGCUAUUCAGAGCGAGUACAAUGAAUUUGAUAACCAGGAUUGGCUCUUUGAAGUGAGGCACGAGUCAAAGAAAGUAAAGGUUGACGGUGGUAGCUCGAGUCAUGGAACUAGUUCGGAUCCAUGGCCACGCUGCUGUUACUUGCGGGAGGUAGAUAUAUAUGCAUUACCGUUUACCGUUCCGUUUUGAAGUUCAACAUUUUUCAGCAAGCACCAAUAACGUGAGAGGUGGUUUCAACUUUCAACUUUCAACUUUGAAGCCUGAACUGAAGCGGGCAGCAAUUCCGCAAUUGGGGAGUGCUAAUUAAAAAAAUUCUCCAUUGUGCUCUCAACUCAAAGAAAGCCAAAGGGGCUGUUCCCUCAAUUUCGGGCGAUUCUACAUGGCUCAUUAUCAUGCUCCUGCACGCAGCCAGCACCAUGGUCCAUCAUCAUACUUGUUAACAAUAACAUUCAUGAUUCAUGGUGGUUCCGUGUGGGGUGUUGUAGAAAGAGCAAAGUUUGUGCAACAUACUUGCUAUUCCAUCUUUUUAUACCAUCAAUCAAAUUAUCAAAUUAUAAGCAUCAUUCAUUUUGA
Messenger RNA from Nelumbo nucifera (sacred lotus), 3246 nucleotides. The record is from RefSeq and is a predicted model, not a curated record. Lineage: Eukaryota; Viridiplantae; Streptophyta; Magnoliopsida; Proteales; Nelumbonaceae.